Messenger RNA from Phytophthora sojae, 1434 nucleotides. RefSeq lists its product as hypothetical. Gene Ontology annotation, cellular component: box H/ACA snoRNP complex. Bases 1 to 1434 code for a protein of 477 amino acids. The transcript has 2 exons. Gene Ontology annotation, molecular function: RNA binding; pseudouridine synthase activity. Gene Ontology annotation, biological process: mRNA pseudouridine synthesis; box H/ACA sno(s)RNA 3'-end processing; rRNA pseudouridine synthesis. Lineage: Eukaryota; Oomycota; Peronosporomycetes; Peronosporales; Peronosporaceae. The record is from RefSeq and is a predicted model, not a curated record.
AUGACGGCCGCCGACGUGGACAAGAAGAGCAAGAAGAAGAAGCUCAAGGCCGCGAACGCCGAGGGCAAGGACCUCAUCGCGCCCGAGUCGCACACGCCCGCGCUGGACACGAGCAAGUGGCCGCUGCUGCUCAAGAACUACAACCAGCUCAAUGUGCGCACGGGCCACUACACGCCCAUCGCCUGCAGCUCGAGCCCGCUCAAGCGCAACCUGAACGACUACGUGCGCUACGGCGUCAUCAACCUGGACAAGCCGGCCAACCCGUCGUCGCACGAGGUCGUGGCCUGGAUCCGCCGCAUCCUGCGCGUCGAGAAGACGGGCCACUCGGGCACGCUCGACCCCAAGGUCACGGGCUGCCUCAUCGUGUGCGUGGACCGCGCCACGCGCCUGGUCAAGGCCCAGCAGGGCGCCGGUAAGGAGUACGUGGCCGUCGUGCGCCUCCACAGCGCCAUCGAGGGCCAGGCCAAGCUGGCCCGCGCCAUUGAGACGCUUACCGGCGCGCUGUUCCAGCGCCCGCCGCUCAUCUCGGCCGUCAAGCGCCAGCUGCGCAUCCGCACGAUCUACAGCUCCAAGCUCAUCGAGUACGACGAGGACCGCCACCUCGGCAUCUUCCACGUGAGCUGCGAGGCCGGUACCUACAUCCGUACGCUGUGUGUGCACCUGGGCCUCGUGCUGGGCGUGGGCGGCCACAUGCAGGAGCUGCGCCGCGUGCGCUCCGGCGUGCUGGGCGAGAACGACUCGAUGGUCACCAUGCACGACGUGCUGGACGCGCAGUUCCAGUACGACACGUACAAGGACGAGUCGUACCUGCGCCGCAUCGUGCGCCCGCUCGAGGUGCUGCUCACCACGUACAAGCGCAUCGUGGUCAAGGACAGCUCGGUCAACGCCAUCUGCUACGGCGCCAAGUUCAUGAUCCCCGGCCUGCUGCGCUUCGCCGACGACAUUGACAUUGGCGAGGAGGUGGUGCUCAUGACCACCAAGGGCGAGGCCAUUGCCGUGGCCAUUGCCCAGAUGACCACCGCGGUCAUGGCCACGUGCGACCACGGCGUCGUGGCCAAGAUCAAGCGCGUCAUCAUGGAGCGUGACACGUACCCGCGUCGCUGGGGCUUGGGCCCCAUGGCCCAGAAGGUCAAGGGCCUGGUCAAGGAGGGCAAGAUCGGCAAGUACGGCAAGGUGAACGAGAACACGCCCGCCGACGUGUCGGAGCUGUACGGCAAGAACGAGGAGAAGAAGCCGCUGGUUGAGGAGGAGGAGGAGGCCCCCAAGAAGAAGGCCAAGAAGGAGAAGAAGGAAAAGAAGGAGAAGAAGGAGAAGAAGAAGAAGCACAAGCGUGACGCCGACGAGGCCGAGGUCGCCGAGGAGGGCGAGUCCCCCGAGAAGAAGAAGUCGAAGAAGAAGAAGAAAAAGUCCAAGGAGACGAGCGACUCGGAAUAG